UCUCUCUCUCUCUCUCUCUCUCUCUCUCUCUCUCCAGUCACAAAGACUCCAACUUGCCUUAUCCUUGCUGUCGCGCAUGAUCCACCGAAACGAGACAAUCCCCAUUCACGUUCUUCCCCUAAAAAAAAUAGAGCUUAAAAAUCCCACCUUUCCCCACCCCCCACCUCCCUCACGCACAUGACCUCAAAAAUGGCGUCUUUGUGAGGACGACAAUGCGAGCUCGGGAACGAGAAGAGGGCCAACAGCCCCACCUUUCUCCAUGAUCUCAACCCAUUUCCUCUUCUUCUACCUCUAACCCCUGCACCCACCCAAAUGGGUUUCGCCUCUCUCCUCUGCUUCCUCUCCCUCGUGCUUUUGGUCGAACACCUCGCGUGCCAGGAACCCAACACCGACGCGUUCUUCGUCUCCCACUUUGUCUCCAAGAUGGGCGGGGUCGUCCCCACCUCCUCCAAUGGCUCCUCUCUUCAUGUAUGCUCAUGGGGGUGGGUCUCGUGCGAUGCCCAGAUGGAUAAAGUCCUCGCCUUGCGCGCCUCGGGGCUCCGGCUCUCGGGCCCGAUCCCGGAGAACACCAUUGCUAAGCUCACAAAGCUCGAGCACCUCGACCUCAGCGACAACGACGUCACCGCGCUCUCCGCGGAUAUAUGGGAGAUGGGGAGCUCCCUGAGGAGCCUCAACCUCUCCUUCAACCGCGUCAAUGACUCCCUCCCCAACAACGUCGGCGACUUCGGCAAGUUGGAAAGCUUGGACCUUUCCCACAAUGCCUUCUUUGGUGAGAUCCCUACUGCAUUGAGCUCCAUUUCAAAUUUGGCCCUUUUAAACCUCAGCAGCAAUCGAUUCGAAGGCGAAAUCCCCGACGCCAUCCUCCGCUCCAAAUCUCUGGUUUCCGUCGAUUUCUCGGGCAAUUUACUCUAUGGUACUCUCCCUGAUGAUUUUGGGAAUAGUAUGCAAUCUCUUGAGGAGUUGAACCUUGCAGGGAAUAGGAUCAAUGGGAGUUUGCCCGCUUUGUCGGGGCUUAAUUCGCUAACUUAUCUCAAUCUUUCGGGUAAUCUUCUCCACGGAUCGAUCCUUGGGGGUUUUCUGAAGAAUCUGCAGGUCAUAGACUUGAGCAAUAAUCAGUUCCAAGGCCACAUUUUGCAGGUAAAUCUCAGCUCUAGCUUCAAUGGCUCUUCGUUGGUUUAUCUCGAUUUGUCGAUGAAUGAACUCAGCGGGGAGUUCUUCGACGAUUUGGGCCAUAUACCGUCGCUUAAGCAUAUUAAUCUUGCAUUCAAUAGAUUCUCUGCCAACAAUUUCCCUCAUUUAGAACAACUCUCCGGGUUGGAAUACCUUAACCUGUCGAAAACCAGCCUCAGCGGCCGGAUUCCGCCUGAAUUCUCUCAAUUGGUUCGAUUGAAGACGUUGGACCUGUCGCAAAACCAUAUUUCUGGGCAAAUUCCCGAUUUGAGUGCCGAAAACCUCCAAAUUCUCGACCUUUCGGUGAACAAUCUCACCGGCAAUAUCCCUCCAUCCCUUCAGCAGAAGCUACCUAACAUGGAAAGAUUCAACUUUUCCUACAACAAUCUCACUUUUUGUGCUUCCCAGUUGUCACCCCAAUCAUAUAGCUCUUCAUUCAUCGGAUCUCGGAGUGAUUGCCCGAUUGCAGUAAACCCGAAUCACAUUCGAAGAAAAGAAGCGAAACGCAGAGGGUUCGCUCUCGCGCUCGCCAUCGCCCUGUCGGUGUUCUUCUUGAUAGUCAGUCUAGUUUGCCUUGCGCUUGGAUACAGAAAGAAAAGAAGAUCAUUGUCGGUUAAGCAACUAUCCUACAACGAAGAUCAAAACAUCUCCGGCCCGUUUUCCUUUCAAACUGAUUCCACGACUUGGGUCGCAGAUGUUAAGGUUGCGACAUCAGUCCCCGUGGUUAUAUUUGAGAAGCCGUUGUCGAACUUUACCUUCGCGGACCUCUUAAAUGCGACUUCUCACUUUGAUAGGGGAACUUUAUUAGCUGAAGGGCGGUUCGGUCCGGUUUACCGAGGGUUUCUACCCGGCGGGGUUCAGGUAGCAGUGAAGGUGUUAGUUCACGGAUCGGCGUUAACCGAUGAGGAAGCCGCAAGGGAGCUCGAGCGGCUUGGCCGAAUCAAGCACCCAAAUUUAGUUCCUUUAACCGGCUAUUGUCUCGCUGGAGAUCAAAGGAUUGCAAUAUACGAAUAUAUGGAGAAUGGAAAUUUACAGAACUUGUUGCAUGACUUGCCGUUAGGCAAUCAAACGACCGAGGACUGGAGCACCGACACUUGGGAAGAUAACAACGGGGAAGUACACGGCAUCACGCAGGAAGGAAUCGCAACAUGGAGGUUUAGGCACAAGAUCGCGCUGGGAGCGGCUCGGGCAUUGGCUUUUUUGCAUCAUGCAUGUAUCCCUCAAAUAGUUCACAGGGAUGUGAAGGCGAGCAGCAUUUACUUCGACUCGUCAAUGGAGCCCAGGUUAGCCGAUUUCGGGUUGUCGAAGAUCGCAGGGACUAACUUGGAAAGCGACUUCUCUCAAGGGUUACCCGGGUAUUCUCCUCCCGAGUUCUCCGACUCGGAGAACUCGGCCGCGACCACUAAAUCGGACGUGUACGGCUUCGGAGUAGUGCUUUUCGAGCUUAUAACAGGGAAGAAGCCUUUGGGGGAUGAGUAUGGCGACAAAGGGACUAGUUUGGCGAGCUGGGCUCGAGCAAUGGUGAAGAGGAACGAGGGGUCGAGUAUAAUCGACCCGAAGAUACGGGAAACGGCGUCGGAGAAGGAGAUCGAGGAGGCGCUGCGGAUCGCCUAUCUCUGUACCGCGGAUUCGCCUUCGAAGAGGCCGGCGAUGCAGCAGAUCGUCGGGCUCCUGAAGGAUAUCGAGCCAAGUGUUUGAUGAAAGGAUGUGUACAGUGGGUUAUUUGAGUGAGCCACUUUUGAUGAAUUAAAGAGAACUAUGUCCUUUGUUUUUGUGAGUUUCUGAUCAAAAUGAUAUAUAGAGUUGUGUUUGAUUUUCCCACUAAAUUGCUUGUUUUCACUACUCUCUUUUUUGAUACAAUGCUGUUUCCAUUC
Ananas comosus (pineapple) is the source of this 3044-nucleotide messenger RNA. RefSeq names its product probable LRR receptor-like serine/threonine-protein kinase At2g24230. Gene Ontology annotation, biological process: protein phosphorylation. Bases 313 to 2868 code for a protein of 851 amino acids. Lineage: Eukaryota; Viridiplantae; Streptophyta; Magnoliopsida; Poales; Bromeliaceae. Gene Ontology annotation, molecular function: protein kinase activity; ATP binding; protein binding. The record is from RefSeq and is a predicted model, not a curated record. The transcript has a single exon.